Messenger RNA from Symbiodinium sp. CCMP2592, 1656 nucleotides. NCBI's taxonomy places the organism in Eukaryota, Dinophyceae, Suessiales, Symbiodiniaceae. The record is from the annotation of a GenBank genome assembly.
AUGUAUCCUACCUUCCAAGUCACCCACUUCUCCGAACAAGAUUUCAAGAUGCCAGAUUUCGUACUCGUAUCUUCAGAACAGGAGCGCGCAUCUUUGCAUGGUGUCAACUCGGAGUACUACGCGAUACAAUGGUUUCUGACUCUCUAUGCCAGCGAUCUUCGACAGGAAGUGGUUCGCAGAAUCUGGGAUCGCUUCCUGGUCGCUGGCUGGAGGGUCGUCGCCCAAAUCGGCCUUGCCCUGCUGUAUCGCAUCCAAGACUCCUUGAUUCACAUGGACACUUGUCAAGCGCUCUCCUUUCUGAAGAGGUUCACCCGGAACGCGAAGUUCACCGCGAAGGAGCUUCUGGACACGGCGGCGACCUUCAAGGUGUCGCAUCGGAUGCUCUCGGCUUUAGAGGCAGCCUACGGCUGGCCCGGUGAGUCGCAGCUGACGGUCGUGAAGGACCUGAACAGCGGUCAGGUCCACUGGAUUGUGCAAGCGGUGCAGCCGAAACUGAGUUGUGCCUACAACGAUUCUCCCGAUGCGGAGUACGAGGAGCCAGCUGUGCGAUCUUUUGCGCGAGCCUCCACCUCUGGGGAAGGCGAUCGCAACUGCCCCCAAGGCAAAGUCCUGCCGUUCCUGCUGCACAACCUUGACACCGGCGAGACGACCAUGAUGGAGAAGGCGUUCUCCCAGUACAAGGGGGAGAUGCACGAGCAAGCCCGGGCCAAAGCCGGUCCUGCACAGGCCGCGCCUUCGGCGGCGGAGAUGCCGGCCCUGAGCGGGGAGUUGUCGGAGUAUUCGGACAUGCCAGCCGGCAGCUUUUGGAUGCAGACCGUUCAGCGGCAAGCCGAACGAGGAAAGAAUCAUGCUUCUCACCUACCGUACAAAGUCCGCCAGUCCGGCCUGCUGGAACUGCUCGUGGGGCCAUGUUCAUGCGGGCCUGACAUGGGUCGCAAGAAGCUUCCGCCCGAGGAGGAAGCGGUGGUCUUAGCCAAUGUCGCGGAAAGGGCAGAGCGCUACGAAGACAUGGUGGACUACAUGAAGGAGCGGGUUAAGGCCGGCAAAGCUCUGGCCCGUGAGGAGCGCGAGAUGUUUGCGGCGGCUUACAAGGGGCUCAUGGCCAGCCGACGCUUUGCCGUACGCGUGGCCAAGAGCGUCCAAGAGCAGGAGGCCGACGCAGAGAAGGAGAAGAACGCGGCCCUGGCUGCAGGCUACCUGAGCAAGGUCCGCCUUGAGCUGCAGGGCAUUUGCAUCCAGGUGCUGGAGAUCCUGGAGGGCAUCUUGCUGCCAAAGGCUGAGACGGGUGAGCCCAAGGUCUUUUACCUGAAGCUGCAGGCGGACUACUAUCGCUACUUGGCCGAGUUUCUGGAAGGAGAAGGUCAAAGAGAGGCUCUCGCCAGUGCGGCCGAGUCUUACGUGACCGCCACGGGCGAGGCUGAGAAGCACCUCAUGGUCACCCAUCCCGUGCGGCUCGGUGUGGCUCUGAAUCACGCGGUGUUCAAACACACCGUGAUGAAGGACCCUGCAGCGGCUGCACAGAUCGUCAAGGAGUCGCUGGAGCUAGCAGCGCGCAGCCUCGAGGGAAUGCCAGAGGAAGCUGUUCGUGAUGCGCAGCCACUUGUCGCCAUCAUGCAGGACAACUUGAGGAUGUGGUUGGAUGAGGCAUCGUCCUAA